Messenger RNA from Menidia menidia (Atlantic silverside), 2145 nucleotides. The record is from the annotation of a GenBank genome assembly. Lineage: Eukaryota; Metazoa; Chordata; Actinopteri; Atheriniformes; Atherinopsidae.
UUUAUUUUCAUUUUGUUUCACUCGAGACCGAACAUUGCGUUACACACAACUCGCGUUCCUCUGACUGGUGACAGACAACUCCAUAACAAAAGCAGUAUUUCAAACAUUACCAAAAGAAAGACACUUUGUUGACCCACAUUAGGUCCACUCUUGUAACAGUAUUGUUUAUAGAUGUAGCGAGAAAGCAAAAAUACUCAGUAAAUGCUAACUGUUAACUCCAAUUUAGAGAGAUGCCGCCUAAUAAACGAAUGCAGAAGAAAACGCUUAAACUGGACUGCGAAUGGGGUUCGUGUCAAGAGUCGUUCAGUCAGAUGGAAAACUUUUGCAGGCAUACGGAGGGUCAUCUGAGUGCUCUGAACGUGGAGGAAGACGGAGGGGCAGAUGGCGAGAAAAACUGCCUCUGGAGAGAGUGUGGUUUCUGCUCCGUGGAGGGCUCAGAGGAGCUGCGACGGCAUCUGUUCUUUCACUGUUACCACACCAAGCUGAAGCAGCUGGGUCAGCAGGUCCUGGAGGCCCAGACAGAGAUCGGCAGCUGCUCCAUCUCCUUCCAAAACCGCAACAUCAUCCCUGAAAUCCCAGACAAUUUCAUCUGCCUUUGGGAGGAAUGUGAGCAACCACCUUAUGAAAAUCCAGAGUGGUUCUAUCGGCAUGUGGAGAUGCAUAGCUUGGCUAUAGAUGUACCAACAGGGGACUGUGAAUUCCCAAUACGCUGUGGGUGGAAGGAUUGUGAAGCUACUGCCAAAGGGCGCCCAAAGCUGCGGGAGCAUCUGCGCAGCCAUACACAGGAGAAAGUAGUGGCGUGUCCAGGCUGUGGGGGGAUGUAUGCCAACAACACCAAGUUCUUUGACCACAUCAUACGACAGAGCGCCAUGGAAGGUCAGAGGUUCCAGUGUUCUCACUGUUCCAAACGUUUUGCCACGGAAAGGCUGCUGAGGGAUCACAUGAGGACCCACGUGAGCCACUACAAAUGCCCACUGUGCGACAUGACCUGCCCUUCACCCUCCUCGCUGCGCAGUCACAUCAAGUUUCGGCACAGUAACGAGAAGCCGUACAGCUGCGACUACUGCGAAUACAGCUGCAAGAAUCUGAUCGACCUGCGGAAGCACCUGGACACCCACAGCAGUGACCCGGCGUUCCACUGCGACGUCCCAGGUUGCGGCUUCACCUCUCGCACGCCCGGCACCAUGAAGAGCCACCACAAAAGAGAGCACGAGGGGAGUUUUACAGCUCGUUACAAAUGCCAUGUGUGCGGCCAGUGUUUCACCCGGGGAAACAGCUUAACCGUCCAUCUGCACAAAAAGCACCAAUUCAAGUGGCCCUCUGGACACCCCAGGUUCAGGUACAAAGAACACGAGGACGGCUUCAUGCGACUGCAGCUCAUUCGUUACGAGAGCGUGGAGCUGACAGAGCAGUUGAUGAGGGAGAGACAAAAGAGGCAAGUGGAGGAGGAUGACGACAGCGGAGGUCAGACAGAAGAACAGGAGCUGGAGGGAGAAUGUGCGUCAGCGGCUUCAGAAGCCCAGGUAGAACUGAGAGGGGUGCUGCUGGAGGAGCAGAGGACUGAGGAGCUGGCCAUCAGCACAGAGCAGGGUGGCCAGGAGGAGAGCAUGCUUUAUGUCCUCGCAGGAGGUUUCUCUCAGGCCGGGGAGGACUCUGUUAUACUGCAACUCCAGGAUGGGGUCCAGGAUCAAGCAGUGCCGGUGGAAUGAGCGGACACAGAUCCUGUCCUCGCUGAAACUGUGCAGUUUUGACAUACUGGUUAAACAUAUGGAGAGACGUGAAAUAUUUCAGCUGUCGGUAAGCCUAUAUUAGGUCAUUAGUUUAAUGUAUUUUCAUUUUCUAAUGUUAACCAUGUUUGCCAGUAUUUAAAAAUAAUUUUCAGUUUAUUUAUGUGUCAUUGUGUAUUCUCAUGAGAUGAGUGAGAUGCCAUACUUUGGGCUAAAUUCGGACAAAAACAUUAGAUGUUUAAGGACUCGAACUCAAAGCUCGUUGUGUCUGAAUUCUGAUAAUCAACCGAAAUGUAUGAAGUCCAGUCAAGAGGGUUCUCUUGAUCAUAUUUGAAACUUGAAUAAAUAUUUGAAACUUUUUUUCUUGUUGCACAAUGAAGCAUUUUUAUCAUCACAAGGAGCUUUUUUCUUAAAUGAA